AUGGAAGUAUUAAGCAAUCUUUGAAUAUAUCAAGGAAUGUGAACAAAAAGCAGAAUGAGUUCGGAAUUGCGUCAAAGUUCUAGAAGAACUUCUAAACGCCCUAAGGUAUUUGGAAGCGAAGAACCUGUCCCAACUGCAACCCUCAUUCCGUUUCCCUCCGGACGAAAGUCCUUUUUCGGUGAGUUGACCAAAUUUCACAACGAAAGAGGAACACCAUUGCCACGGUUUCCAACAAUUUCGGGACAAUUUGUUGACUUGUUUGAACUCUACUGUGCAGUUAUAAAUCGUGGUGGCUAUAAUCGAUCAACAACCUAUGACACAUGGGCAAGCAUUGCGGAAACUCUCGGUUUCAGCAAUUGCUCAAAUUUAACUGUGGCUUUGAGACAAGUUUAUGCGCGGUAUUUAGCCCAUUAUGAAAGCGUGACAAUUUCUCUGGAUGACGAGGAUUAUCAUGACUACGACGAUUUGCAUGGGGAGGCAGUUAGUAAUUUCGCUCGACGAAAAACGCUACCAACGAUAACGGUAUGCAACAUUCCAGUCCAAAUGACUUAUACUUCGGAGUUAUCUGCAAAACAACCUAGAUCAGGAUCUAGAUCUACCAGUCUAUCUUCCAGCAAUUACUACCUGGACAAAAUGUUUCUGUCAUUAGUUUCUGGUCUCCCAAAUGAACACAGAUUUGUCCUUGAUGCGUGUAUGCUCAUGAGCCACGAUCCAAAUCAUGCAUCUGCUAUUUGUGAGCAUGACUAUAUGUUGAACGUAAUUCUUGCAAAUAUCGGCGUUCUGCCAAACAGCUCUACGUUUUCAGCGCUCUUUACCGACUGGUUUUCCAAAGUAACCCCAGAAGCAAAUUUUACCUUAUUCUGGAUGAACUCGGUGAGUGACCCUUUGGCUCAAAAGUUUAUGAUGAAUCUGGAAAUCUUCCAGGAAGCUAUUAUCAAUCAACCGUCUAUCCAUUCAAUGAUUCAUUGUAAGACCUUAUCAAAGUGCGAUUCAAGUGGCAAAGCACACAAAAGAGCUAGUAUUGUUUUAUACUUCAUUAGGCAUCUUUCAUUUGAUGCUAAAAACCAGCAGAAACUAACUCAAAACGAAGCUGUUCAGCAGUUUCUUCUCUUUUGUAUCGGAAGUAAAUACGCCAACUUGAAAGUCUUAGCUCUAGAUACCAUUGUGAACCUUUCUCCAGCGCUUAGUCUGUCAAACGAUUGCCUUUUCAAUAUAACCAUGCAAAUUGUCCUUGAACUUCUGAACUCAGUUGAUAGCGUUGACCGAAUCAGAUGCAUGGAAAUUCUAACGGGUCUGUGCCAAAAUGCUGCAAGUGUCAACUCAGUUAUUAUGAAAUUAGAACUUAGUGUCUUCGAGAAAAUAAUAGCAAUGCUAACAGUUCAAGACUUACUUGUUUUGUUAAGCUGCGUUGGACUUUUGUAUCAAUUGUCGUACCUCGGAACCGACAUGUGUGAUGUUCUUGUCAAAGUAAGAUACAUGAUAGACUUGCUUACCUCUCUGGUAACAUUUGACGUGCAAUCAAUGGGACUUGAAGCGCUGACAUCUGUUAAGGUCAUCGAGCAGCCAAAGUCAUUAUUAGCUCGAGGUCAGCCAUCAACUCAGUCAGCGACUGAACAACAACAAGGCAUGGAGUUAGAACGGUUAGCAGUUAAAUGGGCUCUAACUAACUAUGAGUUCAGCAAUGAAGAAAACAACGGGAUUCUCUCGAAUGACGUGUUGUCGCAUUUCAAAAAGUACUGCGCGAUGGUUCAUUUUCGGAUCCAGAGCGAACUCUCAAUGAGUCAGUUCAAUCGAUGUCUUAAAAUUGCGUUUCCAGCUACUCAACCAAAGUUGGUGUCCUCGAGCGAUGGAUCGAUGUACUUCGCUGGUCUCCGCAGAAAACAACACCCUUCUGAGAGGUAUAAAGCGGCGGGACCUCCGAAUGGAAUGAAUCAGUUUCCCCAUCUCAGACCAUCGAACGGAACCAAAUCUAAGCCAGAUCAGUCGAAUAUUGUAAAUAACGGAAAAGGUGUACUCAUCAAACCUCGAGCAGAAAUUCAAAACCAUCAAACUGCGAACGUUUACCAGAGUUCAACUGAAGCAGCAUCUUCGAAGCAAGUUUCGGAUUCGAUUAAGUUCGAACCACAUAAUGGCAAUGUAGCUUCAAGUUCAAGUGCGCAAGUACAGGUGCCAAAGUCGAAAGAACAUCCAGUUUUGCAAAAUCAGAACAUGGUGUCUGCAAACCAUGUUGUAAUCCCCCGACAACUUUGCCAAUCGCCGAGCUCAAAAGCUGUCGUUACUGGACAAAACCAAAACCAGCAAAUUUUAGUUCAAGUUGUGAUGCCAGGUAGCAAUACUGAAAGCGCGUUCAAGAAACAAAACCCGGGGAAAACUAUCAUACAGGCAAAUAAUGGACCGAUUACUAUCUCGUCUGACGGUAGAAGCAACGCUGCGUCGCCUAAAAAUGCUGCACCAACUUUUGUGCUGAGCUCUGUUGCAAAUAAUCAAGUUUAUCUGUCCCCGGUAACUUCCAGACAAACGGCUGUUAGUCAGUCCAAUAAUUUGGUACCGGGGUCGUUAGUGAAAGGCCAUUCAAAUGUUGUCAAUGCCAAUCAAAUGAUGGUCACGGCCCAAUCCGGGACAACGGCUUUUAUUGUAAACCAAGCGAUUGCAGCUAACAACAACAACACCUCAGCUCAAGUUGCUAUCAAUAAAGCGAAAACCGUGAACAUACCCAACCAGCAAACACAAGUGAUACUUACAUCAAAUAACCUGACAACCAACCCAAGCGCAGUUCACAAUAUAGAGAAGGUUAAUGGAAAUUUAAACCAAGUUGGUGUUGUUCCUAAUUUGGUGGCCAAAUCGAAGCCUGUUACGAAUAAUGUAGCUCCGCAUCUCAUUUCGACAAACCAAGCGACAGCUAAAGCAGCAGAAAGUGCUAUUCAACCGACAAUUGCUCUUGUCAAUGGAAAUUAUGCAACCAAAAUAAACGGAGAAGCUGAGCCAAUGGAAAUAGUAAAUGCCCAUUCUGUUCAAGCAAACUCGACAGCCGUGCAUGCAAUUAACGGAGCCAUAGGACAAAAUCGAUCAAAUAAUGCCUCUCCUACAGUUUUGAGUUUUACGCCAGUACUGAAACAGGUUUCAACGGGUGGGGGAGGAAUCUUGGCCAGUAGUAACCCCUCAACGUCGCAAAUAGCAUAUCAGAACCAAAACCACCUUGCGACGAGCUUAAAUGCGAGUAACUCAGUCGCUGCUAACAACCGUUGCGAAGUGAAUGGCGUAGUUUAUAAGUUAGUUAACGACAUGGCUGCGAUUGGCAAUAACUCAAGCCACGGUGAAGGUCAACAGAAAGUGGUAUAUGUCACUCCCAAAGCAGGCAAUGAAAACCCAACCGCCCGAUUGAUUUCUCAGCCUCAAAUUGUUAUCAACGGGGAUGCAGGAGAUCACCUUUCAGAAGUGAAAAAUAUAGUCGCAGCUACUUUUAAUACAGAUGUCAGCAAAACUCAAAUUGUAGGACAAGCUAUUAACAGCAUACCAGCAAUAAGUAGCAUCAACGGAGAUUCAACUCUUAAUCGCAAGAGAAAAAACUCUGUGGAUAUCCAGUACGGAAUGCAGAACCAGGUACUGAUAACGUCAGCAACUCCUGGAGAUGAACCUUCUUUGGGAGUGUUCAGAAAGAUCAAAAUAGGCGAAACUGUAAAUAAUCCGCAAGUUAGUAAAGCUAUCACAACCGCUCAACCCCAAACCAUUGCUACUGCAGGAUCAGUCGCUAAAAAGGAGCCCGUUAGCAGCUCAUCGUUUUCAAACAUACCUUCACUGCAUGCAGCUGUAAAUUCGGUCAUUGCGGCAUCAGCAGACGGAUCGCUCCUAGGAGCUGCAGCUAACCAAUUAUCAGUAUCUUCAUCGGACCCAGGAGUUGCCAGGAUAUUAGUGCAACCCGUUAAUUCACCCUCAAGCAACGUCAAUGGAAACCAGGGACCUAACGCUGGAUUCCAAAAACGAGGACUAGUCUCAACAACUCUACCUUCCAGUCAUGCCCAGGCCCAUCCGGGUGAGAUAAAGGAUUCAGCUGUUAAUGGAUUCCAUGGAAACCGGAGUUCUGACAACUCCAACUUAAACCCGAGCCAAAACAACCCCUUGAAACCGGGUACCCACAACCCAACUAGCAAUUCCAACUCAUCAAGUACUUCCCCAAACGAGGCUUCGCCCAUACCGCCGAAAGAACCUCGACUUGAACCAGGUGUGAACAUUCAUAAUUCGAACGCGCCAUUCCGAUGUGACUGGUACAACUGCAGUUCCCGGUUCGAAAAGUGGCAAGCAGUUUUACAUCAUUGUUGCCGAGUGCAUUGCGCUGAAGUAGGACCGGAAGGAGCGAUUUGCCAGUGGAGUUCUUGCGACGGCCUAAGAAGAAAAAAACUGUCGUUGUUCACUCACCUUUCCGAGAAGCAUUGCACCGAAACGCUUCUGAAAAACGCUGCUAGUAGGGAUCCGAAUCGAGAUCUAAGUGGUCCCACAGCUGCUUCGGCACAUGCAGAGUCUCUCUACAGUACACAUACAUUACACCACGCCUUGCAAAGAAGUGGAUGGAUGCCUCCGAACAAAGACCAAACCCUCUCAGUUCUGGAAAAAGAAGGACCGGUGAGCAAAGCAGUGCGACUAAAUGCGGCCCUGGUUCUCAGAAAUUUAGCCCAACAUUCUUCAGAAGCGAGAGGGUUGAUCAGACUUCAUGAGCGAAAACUUAAUUUAGCAGCAUCCAGUUGUAUCGAGGCUGCCCCGUUUUUAGCUAAUUGUUUGUUAAAUUUGUGCAAUUUAGACUCAAACUAAACGUUUGUUGGUGAUUAAUACUUUGUCUUUUCUGAACUCGUUCGAAGUUCCUUUGUUGAAUACAGUAGUAUAUUAUUUUCCUAGUUCAAAGUCGCACUUAAUUGAAAGUUUACAGUGGGUUAUAAUGCUGAUCAGAGAAUUUGUGCCGUGGAGUUGUGGAAUCUUUUUUGUUGUUCUUCUAGUAUUUCAUGAAUCCUUGUAAGACUUGAAGCGUUUUUGUAAAUCCUUUUGUCUUUUUCUUUUAAAGUAGAUUAUCCUUCAUUUAAUUAACUAAAUAAAUACAUUGUUAUUCUAUCG
Molecule: messenger RNA, 5100 nt
Organism: Symsagittifera roscoffensis
Lineage: Eukaryota; Metazoa; Xenacoelomorpha; Acoela; Convolutidae
Product: AT-rich interactive domain-containing protein 2-like
Exons: 1
Coding region: 55-4803 (1582 amino acids)
Cellular component (GO): SWI/SNF superfamily-type complex
Molecular function (GO): DNA binding
Source: RefSeq, a predicted model, not a curated record